Tinamus guttatus (white-throated tinamou) is the source of this 1848-nucleotide messenger RNA. The record is from RefSeq and is a predicted model, not a curated record. Lineage: Eukaryota; Metazoa; Chordata; Aves; Tinamiformes; Tinamidae.
AUGGUAACGAGCUGCCUGCAGGACUCUCUGAUGUUUAUGACCAUCACCGCUGUGAUCUUGAUUGACUCGGGGAGCAAAACCCUUCAGCUGUGCUGCCUCUGUUGCAUUUCUCACGCCACCACUCUCACCGGUGACAGCAUCAGUGAGUUAAGCCAUGAUUAUGUGUUUGUGACACCUGUCAAAGUGGAUUCCAGUGGAUCAUACAUUUCACAUGAUGUUUUGCACAGAACUAGGAGAAAGAGAUCAGCUCAAAGUUCAAAGAGUUCCUUGCACUACAAAUUUUCAGCAUUUGGACAGGAACUUCAUUUAGAACUUAAACCUUCGACCAUUUUAAGCAACAGUUUUGUUGUCCAGGUACUCGGGAAGGAUGGAGUCUCAGAUUCUCAGGAACAUGAAGUUGAGCAGUGUUUCUAUCAGGGAUUUAUAAGGAACGAUAGCACCUCUUCGGUAGCGAUAUCUACAUGUGUAGGCUUGUCAGGUUUAAUAAGGACACAGAAGAUCGAAUUCCUUAUAUCUCCAUUACCUCAGCAGCUAGCAAAGGAGCACAACUACACCUCACCUCCUGGACACCACCCACACGUGUUGUAUAAACGGACAGCAGAAGAGAAGGUGCAUCAGUACACAGUAGAGUCCAAUCCCAAAUACUUUCCCCUUCGUCAUCACAGAACUCACUCUUCCCACAAGUCUCAUGCUCAAGCAAAUGGUUACCACCAUGGAAGGUUUCAAAAGCAACAUUUUUGUGGACGUCGCAAGAAAUAUGCACCGAAACCACCCACAGAAGAGACAUACAUUCGCUCAGAUGAAUAUGGGACUUCUCCAAGGUUCAAAAGAUCAUCUGCUAAAAUUCAGAAAAACGGGAGUCUAAAUGUUGAAACCCUUGUUGUGGCAGAUAAAAAAAUGCUGGAGAAACAUGGCAAGGAAAAUGUAACUACUUAUAUCUUAACAGUUAUGAAUAUGGUUUCCAGUCUAUUUAAAGAUGGAACAAUUGGAAGCGACAUAAAUAUUAUCGUUGUGAGCCUCCUUCUUUUGGAACAAGAGCCUGGUGGAUUAUUGAUUAACCACCAUGCGGACCAGUCUCUGAACAGCUUUUGCCAAUGGCAGUCUGCCCUGGUUGGGAAGAACGGAAAGCGCCAUGACCACGCCAUCCUGCUCACGGGUUUCGAUAUCUGCUCUUGGAAAAAUGAGCCCUGUGAUACUUUAGGAUUUGCCCCUAUUAGUGGCAUGUGCAGUAAAUACCGUAGCUGCACCAUCAAUGAAGAUACUGGCCUUGGACUGGCUUUUACAAUUGCUCAUGAAUCUGGACACAAGUAAGUUAUUUUUCAUGAUUCUUACAGUGCUCCUUGUAGAAAAGCUGAGGGUAAUAUUAUGUCUCCCACCCUCACAGGAAACAAUGGAGUGUUUUCUUGGUCCGUGUGCAGCAGGCAGUAUCUCAACAAAUUUCUCAGUACAGCUCAAGCUGCUUGCCUGAUUGAUGAACCUAAGCAAACAGGACAGUAUAAAUACCCUGACAAGCUGCCAGGGCAGAUCUAUGAUGCUGAUACUCAGUGCAAAUGGCAAUUUGGAAUGAAAGCAAAACUGUGCAACCUCAGCUUUGUAAAGGAUAUUUGCAAGUCUCUCUGGUGUCACAAAGUGGGUCACAGAUGUGAGACAAAGUUCAUGCCAGCAGCAGAAGGAACACCUUGUGGCAUAAAUAUGUGGUGUCGAAGAGGACAGUGUGUCAAAUACGGUGAACAUGGCCCCAAGCCCGUCAAUGGGCAGUGGUCGGCCUGGUCCGAGUGGUCAGAGUGUUCCCGCACUUGUGGAGGUGGGGUCACACAUCAAGAAAGACACUGCAAUAAUCCAAAGUAA